AUGGCCGCGCCACCAGAAAACCAAGCUGCGUGGGAUCGUGGCCAUCCGCAGUUUUUGGACGCAAUUUUGGCCUGUUUCCCAGAUAUUUCCCACGAGCAUACGUUAGAGCUCGGUCAUAAGUUUGGCUGGGACGUCGAACGGGUUGUUGUCCACAUCCUGGAUGAGCAGGAGCAGGGUAGGCAGUAUCCCAAGCAGCCCAAACCCUCCAAGCGGAAACGCGAAUCCGAGGACGAGAAUGAGGACCCCGAAGCGAGGCUGCGCAAGAGGUUUGGAGCUAUUGAACCACCAUCUGAGAAUUAUUUUAUCGACUAUAUUAGCGCGGGGAAGAUGUUGCUCAGAAAUUCCUUUCCCAACCUCUAUGCCCAGGACAUUGACAAUCUCUUCAAAGCCAAUAACUACAAGUUCUACGUGACUUAUCUGGCUCUUGAUAAGAAGUCCAGGGGAGAGGAUAGCGUCGCUCCCCUUAGACAGAAGAAGUUCCCUCCACGAAACACUCCGUCUAUUGAUAGCCUCCCGAGGAGCAACCGCGAGGGUGAAAGGGAUGCUUACGCCGAGUAUGAAGCCGUCAAAGCCGUGGUCGAGGCAAAAGCUGCCAAGCGAGCUGAAGAGAAGCGCAAAGCCCAAGAGGAAGAGGAAAACUUCCAGCGCGCCAAGGCCGAGGGGACCGUUCUGGAAUGCCAAUGCUGCUUCGGCGAGUAUGCUCAGAACAGAAUGUUCCACUGCAAUGGCGACGUCUUCCACUGGUUUUGCAAAGAUUGCGGCAGGGCCAUGGCUGAAACCGCUAUCGGUCUGCAAAAGUAUGAGCUUAAGUGUGUGUCCACGGACGGUUGCGAAGGUACCUUUAGCAAGGACCAGAAGGACCUGUUUCUCGACGAAAAGCUUGUCCUGGCGUUGGACAGAAUCGAACAGGAGGCCGUCCUCCGGAUGGCAAAUAUCGAGAAUCUGGAAAAGUGCCCCUUCUGUCCGUAUGCUGCUGAAUGCGUUCCAGUACAGGAAGACAAGGAGUUUCGGUGCGAAAAUCCCGACUGUGGAAUCGUCAGUUGCCGUCUAUGCAAGGAAGAAACCCACAUCCCCAAAACCUGCGAGGAGGUUGCGCGCGAGAAGGGGUUAUCGGCUCGCCGUAAGAUUGAGGAAGCGAUGUCUGCCGCUCUCAUCCGCAAGUGCAACAAAUGCGGUACGCCUUUCAUCAAAGAAGCCGGCUGCAACAAGAUGACUUGCAGCCGCUGCGGCAACGUUCAGUGUUAUGUCUGUUCAAAGUCGUGCGACUACAGCCACUUCGAUGACCGCACCAGGGGCGGCAAGCCUGGCAACUGCCCGUUAUUCGACAGCGUUGAGGAGCGACAUGAGAACGAGGUUCAAGCUGCCGAGGAACGAGCCCGAAAGCAGCUUGUCGAAGAGAACCCUGGAGUUAAUGAAGAACUUCUCAGGUUCAACUUCUCUACUAAGGUCAAGGAAGAUGAUCGGAGACGCAAGGCUGCCAACCCAGGCCCUCCUCCGCCUGGUCGUCGUGCUGCCGCCGUCCCUCCCCCACGCCCCCAGCAGCCACGGCGUGAUCCCAAUCGGCAUCAGCAAGUCUUCCCUCCGCAACCACAGCCCGUACAGGUCGCUGCACCACAGGCGUCCAAUGCCCCUGCACGGGCUCCCCAACAUGUAGCAGCGCCGCAACAAGCAGCAACCGCCCAACACGGAGUCGCACUUCCGCCUUUUGGAGCUGUGUGGCCAGGUAACCAUGUUCUCCCUCCUCCACCAGUUGUCCCGUUCCCGGUUUUGCCCCCUCCCGGCUUUCCGGCUAGGCCCGUCAACCCUGUGCCAGAACAGAAUCAACAAGGCUAUAACAUCCCAGCUGCUAGGCCAGGUGCAGCCCCUACACAACAGGUCUUCCAGCCAAGACAGAACCCGAACCUCAAUCAACCCGUUGCUCACCCGCGAGUCGCCCAGCUGGGAGCAAACAACCAGCAUCUCUAUGUUCAAGCCCUGCACGCUGCUGCUGCUGGGUUGCAGCAAGAUGCGAAUGAAGCCGUUUCUCAGGCGGCUCGACUCGCCCAGGCACCAGCACAACCAUCGCAGCAAGUGCCUGCAGCCAACGUCAACCAGAACCUUAAGAACGCUCCUCGGCCGGCGGCUCUCCCAGCUAAACCUGCUCAACCCAUCCUUUAUCAAAAUUCCCGCGAUGCUGCUGCCGCUUCUCAACGGCUCGCCAGUCAACAUGCUCGCGUUGCUACGAGCCCUGCGGUUAGACAAGCACGUUCAGCACAGGCACCAGCUGGCCAAAGUGGCGUUAAGGUCGCCAGGUCUGCUGCUGCCUCAGCAGGGGCACCGCAGGCACAAGCUGGGCAAAGUGGCGCUAGAACCGCAAGACUCGUUGCUACACCUUCGCCGCACCUUCAUCAGCCGGGUGAGCGUCAGAGUCACUCUCAAUCGAUUCUUCAGCAUGUCGCCGCGGCUCUUUCUCCCGUCCCUCCAUUGCCACGCACGCCGCAACAAGGUCCCGGUCAAACUGAGAAUAGCGACAAUCAUGGCUCGGCGGCUAAAGAGGGAUCGUCUUCGUCUUCGUCCAAGCCCAUGGUUAUUGACCUGACCGGGGACGAAGAAGAUGAUGAUGACAAACGGGCUCACCGUGCUUCAGCACCAUCAACUUUUCAGUCACAGAGCGGUAUAGCCUAG
Thermochaetoides thermophila DSM 1495 is the source of this 2664-nucleotide messenger RNA. RefSeq lists its product as uncharacterized. Bases 1 to 2664 code for a protein of 887 amino acids. The record is from RefSeq and is a predicted model, not a curated record. The transcript is spliced from 5 exons. NCBI's taxonomy places the organism in Eukaryota, Fungi, Ascomycota, Sordariomycetes, Sordariales, Chaetomiaceae.